This is a messenger RNA of Acipenser ruthenus (sterlet), 4976 nucleotides long. Its product is annotated as transcription termination factor 1, mitochondrial. The record is from RefSeq and is a predicted model, not a curated record. Gene Ontology annotation, biological process: regulation of DNA-templated transcription; termination of mitochondrial transcription. The coding region runs from base 153 to 1292 and encodes 379 amino acids. Lineage: Eukaryota; Metazoa; Chordata; Actinopteri; Acipenseriformes; Acipenseridae. The transcript is spliced from 2 exons. Gene Ontology annotation, molecular function: double-stranded DNA binding. Gene Ontology annotation, cellular component: mitochondrial matrix.
AGAGGGCACCACGGAGCAGAGAACGUGCUUGAUGAUAACACCAUUUGAUAUAGAUGAGCUACCUCAUUAUUUCACAAUCGCUGGUUACCCGAGACCUUCCUGGAAAUGUGCAAUGUGAAAAGGUUCUUGGAUUCCAGAUGAAGACUUGAAGGAUGACUCUGUCUCGAAUCACAGGCCUGCUGUACUACACCACAGGAAAGUUCCUGCUGAAUCUCUCUGCUGCUCGACAAUUUCACCCAGCUUACUUGAGGCUAUACAGCGUACAGUCCCAAAAGGCUAGAAAAAGCCCAGUAAAGGAGAAUGACUCUCUGCUGGAGAACCUGGUCAACCUUGGGGUAGACAUUAAAAUGGUGAGGAGAAGACAACCGGGGGUCCUGAGGAAGUUGAUCACCAACGAGCAUGGUCUGGCGCGCUUCCUGCAGGGCAAAGGGGCGGCCAAGGAGACAGUGGCCAGCAUUAUUUCCCGGUACCCACGUGCCAUCACCCGCUCCCAUGACCACCUGGAAGAGCGUUGGAGGCUGUGGAGGAACAUCUUCAAGGCCGACAGCGAGAUUGUGAAGAUUGUAGAGCGCUCACCAGAGUCCUUCUUCCGUUCUAGCGACAAUGACAAUCUGGAGAAGAACAUAGCCUUCCUGAGCUCCCUGGGCUUGACCGCUAAGGAUCUCCAUAGGCUGCUGACCACCGCUCCCAGGACCUUUGCCAACAGCGUGGAGCUCAACCAGCAGAUGGUGGAGCUCCUGCAGGACAUCUGCUUCAGCCUGGGCGGCAAGCAGCCAGACCACUUUGUGAAGCAGAUUAUCUCAAGAAAUGUUUACAUUCUCAUUCGCAGCACCAAACGGGUGAGAACUAACAUUGAAUUUCUCCAGAAGGCUUUCAACUUGACCGAUGAGGAGCUUCUCAAUCUGCUGCAGGGCCACGGGGCUGAGAUUUUAGACCUAUCCAAUGAGUAUGUCAAGAGAAACUUCAAGAGUGCAGAGCAGAAACUGCAGUCGCUCGGAUGCACCCAGAAGGAUGUCAAAAACUUCAUCCUCUUCUAUCCUCCAUCUCUCUAUGCCUCGCCUGAGACUUUAAAAAAUAAAAUAGAUUGUUUGCUGGGUGCUAAUGUUGAUAUCAGACAGAUACUGGAUAAACCAAGGGUGUUGGACUUUAGCAUUGACACUGUAAGGAGCCGGAUAAAGGAACUAGAGAAGGCAGGUUAUGAUUUUAAAAAGAAUGGGAUCGCUAUUUUAGACUCCAGUAGAAAACGAUUUGAAGCCAAGUUAGAAAGGCUGUCUGUAGUGCCUGAAGAGUAAGUUACCUUUUGAACAUUGUUUUUUUUUUUUUUUUUAGCAAACGCCUUUAUCCAGGGCGACUUACAGAGACUAGGGUGUGUGAACUAUGCAUCAGCUCCAGAGUCACUUACAACUACAUAUCACAAGGAGCACAAGGAGGUCAAGUGACUUGCUCAGGGUCACACAAUGACUCAGUGGCUGAGGUGGGAUUUGAACCGGGGACCUCCUGGUUACAAGCCCUUUUCUUUAACCACUGGACCACACAGUUGUAAAAUAAACUGCAAAAACAAAUUGCUUGUUCAAUCAUUUAAACUAAUUCUGAUCUUUAUACUUCCUACCUGUCAUGAAAUGGCAUUAUUUGGUUUGAACCAGUAUGUUUUAAGUAAAACAGGUAGUCAAGAAUCUCACAUAAAUAGAGGGUACCCCAUGGACAUUAAUUGAUAACUGUAUUUUAAAAUGGGAAAGACUAAAUAUUAGGGCAGGGGUAUCCAGUCCUGGUCCUGGAGGGCCAGUGUCCCUCCUGGUUUUUGUUCCAACUGUGUCCUUAAUUAAUUGGACCAAUUAUUACCAAUUGUUCUAAUUAAGUAAUUUAGGGCACAGUUGGAACAAAAACCAAGAGGGACACCGGCCCUCCAGGACUAAGAUUGGGCACCCCUGUAUUAGGGAGAUGUAACAACGGGCAACUGUCAUGCAACUUUUUGAAGUAAAAUAAGUAGAAAAAGCCAUAGACUUUUAUCCUAUCCUCUUGAUAAUACUAAGACAAUCUUUUCAUUUUCAAAUUAACACUUUUUACAGACAACAGUGGAUGUAAUUGGUAAACGUGCCACUGUGAAGAAGAAGAAGGACCCAUUCUAGAUAUGUUCAAAUAUUCAUUUAUGUCCAUGUUGGCAUAUUCUAUCCAAAACAGCAAUAAAAAUAUAAUAUCCUUAUAUACUGAGCAUUAAAAGAAACUCACGUCUGUCAAGAGAGCAGCGCCUUCGUGCAAUCGGCAUGUUGGAGGCUGGACUAGGGCAGCGUACUGUGGCUCGCCGUCUUGGGUGCUCACAGCCAGCAAUUUCAAACCUGGCGAGGAGGUAUUACCAGACACGCUCUCUCAAUGACAGGCCACGAACUGGGAGACCAAGAGUCACAACACCUGCCCAAGAUCGACAGAUUAUUUUGCAGCAUCUUCGUGAUGUCCAUUGUUAAUCACCACAAUAAAAAGUCACUGCACCUGCUCUAAAACAGGUUGUCAUUUUUCGAUCACAUCUAGUGAAUUUUAUCCAAAUAUAAGUGAUAAGUUUCUUUUGAUGCCCAAAUAUGAUAAGUUUCUUUUGAUGCUCAGUAUAUAUAAACAGGUAACUCUGGAACAGAUUUCCAAUGACAUCUUCUUUUGUUAAUGUGCAAUAGAUAAUAACGGUCUGAUUGCUUGACAUUUAGUAAACAGAAGAAACUUUUCAUCUGCAGCAUUGUCUUUGAAUUCUACUCCAAAUAUGAAUAUGAAAUUAUAUUUAUUUAAAAUAUAAGCAAAGAAACAAAAGCUUUGCAACAGAAGAAAUCUGGUGAAUGCAGGUGUAAGUUAAGAGAAUAGACUUUCAAAAACAGCACUCCGACAUCUGUAAGUGGCUAAGUGACGUUUUAUCCAGGAGGUGGCAGUGUGGUUCUGAAAUACGUGGGCUUCCACACUUCCCUUGUAUGUGGUCUUUUAUCCAGGAGGUGGCACUGUGGUUCUGAAAUACGUGGGUUUCCACACUUCCCUUGUAUGUGGUGCUUGUCUGUAGCUGAUAGUUCACCUCUGUUAUUCAGGCCAUCUUUAUAUUUUUGGUCCCAUAAUAUGUAGGUAAAACAGUAGCAGCAGAAUCAGUUGUCACACUUUACCAGUUUAGUAAAUGCAACUGUGAUGCAGUUUUAAAUGUUUGAUGUAUAAGGACAUACAGGUGAAUACUUCUUGUUUACUUUUUUGUAAACUCCGGAAAAUACCCAGAUAAUGCAUAAACCCAGUGACCUACGAUAAAAAUCACUUUAUUUGAAGUUUAACCCAUUAGUAGUGCUUGUGUAAUUUGUAUUAUUGUUGUAAUUGUCACACAGAAAGGUGUCAAAUGUAUUUUCCUCCGAUCUCUCACAAGCUGGGAGAUUCAAGCAUCCUCUGAGGGACAGAAGGUGAGCACCAAACUGUUGUUCUUAUCAGAGACUAACAAAAAAACUAGGUAGUCUUAAUGCACUUCUUAUAUAUCCAAGCAUACUUCCUGCCAAUAAGUAUUAUAUGUAUCCGUACAGGGAUGCAGACACUGAAUGGUAAUCAAAAGUAGCCCUUCUAAUAUGGUGGCUUAUGUAAGGCCAGACUUUAUUUAAUCUGUUUACUGAAUUGUGACAUUGUUGUUUUCAGGGCUUGUUAUCGUUUCAUACUCUACAGGCCUUGUUUAUCUGGUUUAGCAACAGGUAUCCAUUUUAAUUAGUUAACAAUUAAAUUAUAUAUAUAUAUAAUAUAUUAGUGGCAGGGCAACUAUCCCUGCGCAGGGAAAAUAUGUGCGUGUGGCAGGGAGAGAGUUAAAAUCUCCCUGCCAAACUAAAUUGUUAAUUAUUUUAUUGUUUAAUUAUCACCCACACCUGGUAAUUAUUGUAAAUUAGUGCCAGGUGCAGGGUUUAAAAAGGGUGCAGCGAGUUUAUUCUGGGCUGCUGUGUGGAUAAGCCUGACUGUGCUUGUGUGUGUUUAACAGAGCCGUAGUGAAAAGAAAGGUAGUGAAAAACUGUUUUUUGUUUGUUUGUCAGGUAAACAGCUUAGCCAUCCUGCAAGAAAGUUUAGGUUCCUGACGUGUUUAGUCAGCGCUCCAAAAACUGAGUUAGUUGAGUUUUUGUUUUUGUUUAUUUUGUUUAUUAAAAAUAGCAAGUAAGCAAGCCAUUUUAUAAAUAUUUAAAGUGCUGUGAUUGGCUUAACAAGAUCACAUGACCGUGUGGUAAGAAUUGUCUUACUGCACAGCUAUGACAUCAUAGACUAACAUACUUACCUCAUCUAUUAAUAUUACUAUGCCUUAAAAGUAAAAAUUAUCUAAAGAGUGUUUCUGUAGGUAAAAAUGUCAACAUACAACUGAAACAGCAUUUAAAUCACCCAACAAUGUUUUUUUUUUUCAUCUGUCACCUAUGACUUACAGAAAAAUUGGCAAAUAUACUGGGGUAUUUAGUCAGAGAACAGAACAAAGAAAUCUCUGAGGUAAGCAGUAGCAGUAACACUUUAUUCAAAAGCCAUCUGAGAAAUCACCACGCAAGUCUCACUCAGCAUGUAAUAUAUACAAUUAAACUAAAUAUAUCGCCUUAUAAAACUGACCGGUGAGUAUGCAAUGUUUAAAUUAGACACAACAGAUACAUCUCGCCACUACCCUCCCGAUUUCAGAAACAUAUUUAAAACAAAAUUAAAAUCUCCUGCUCUCUGCUUACACAACCGUUGGCCUUUUAAACAUGGUCGGGUUCAAAAUAGAAUUCUAUUGUGCUCACCACGGACGGGAAGGACUGUGGUACUGCGCAAACUGACACGGAAGUCGUUUAGUCCGCAUAUCAUCUAAUGCUGGUUUACAAUCUAGGGAAAUUAUGCUGGUUACCAGCCAUUGGUGUGAAAACAGCCUCUGAAAUUAUUGGUCAGUUUCUCUUGAAGACCGCAAAACCUAAGUAGGAUCAUUUCCUACACAAAAAAAAAAAAAAAAAAAACUCGGAAGCUCCUCCCUCGAUGGCAAA